This is a messenger RNA of Gaeumannomyces tritici R3-111a-1, 2840 nucleotides long. RefSeq lists its product as hypothetical. The transcript has a single exon. The record is from RefSeq and is a predicted model, not a curated record. Bases 209 to 1819 code for a protein of 536 amino acids. Lineage: Eukaryota; Fungi; Ascomycota; Sordariomycetes; Magnaporthales; Magnaporthaceae.
CCAGACACCAGCGACGAUGGAUGCACUCCCAUGCUGACAUGGCCUAGCAUCUGCAGAAAAAAUGGAGCCUGGGAGUAAGAUCGGGGCAUCACGACUGCCCGAACCCCGCCCAUGGCCUUUUACAAGUUCACAGUGAUCCCAUCGUCCUCGACCCCAACAUCGGCGAGACCGAUCCGCAACGAAAGAUAUCAUAAACGUGCCCAACAAGAUGGACCCUCUUGCGAGCCUUGCGAUGGGCGUGCCGGGCCUGGGGCCCUGCGCGGCCAGCUCCAUCCCUUUCCCGACCCUACGCGGCGCCGAAUUCCUCGGCGUUGAGGCCAACUGGGUCACCAACUUUACUAUGUCGAUUCCCCGAGUCCUUUUCCCAGGGCCUUUUCUGUCCCCAGCCGUUCCCCUGAGUUUCUGCAACGUCACGCUCUCUUACACCCACCCCGGCACGCACGACCGCAUCCUCACGCAGGUCUGGUUGCCGAUGGACGACAAUGUUGUGCCCUGGAACGGCCAGUUUGUCGGCGCCGGCGGCGGCGGAUUCAUGACGGGCUUUCUCGGCAGCUCCGUUGGUGCCGUCGCCUCGGGCUACUCUGUCGCCACGACGGACGGAGGGCACACCGUGGAGAACUUCGAGGACCCGCAGACCUGGGCGCUUGCGAGCGAAGGCAAUGUCAACCUGAACGCCCUGCAGAACUUUGCCAGCGUGUCCCUAGCUGACGCGGCAGCCAUCGGCAAGAGUGUUUCGGCGCAGUUUUAUAACCGCGAGGUCGACCGUUCGUACUUUAUCGGAUGUUCGACCGGAGGCCGCCAGGCCUUGAUGCUCGCCCAGAGGUACCCGCACCUCUACGACGGAUAUCUUUCCGCGGCUCCCGCCGCGUACUGGACCGAGUUUCUGGUCACGAUGCUCCGAGGCCAGGUGCGUAUGGCCGAGCUCGCCUACGCGCCCCCGCCUUGCGAAAUGGCCGAGUUCAGGCGGCGUGCCGUGGCCGCCUGCGAUGGCCUGGACGGCGUCGAAGACGGGAUCAUCUCGGACCCCGAUAUGUGCCUCGACACAUUCGACCCUCGCACAGUCGUCGGGGCCGAGUUCGAAUGCGCCGAGCUCGGCAAAAAGCUGAAGCUGUCCGAGAAAGGCGCCGAUAUCGCCGUGACGGUCUGGGGUGGCUGGAAGGAGAUAGAUGAGGACGGAAAUGAGAAGAGAAUAUGGGAUGGCAUCGGCAUUGCCGGUGGCGACUUCGUGAUAGCCAGGACCGAGUGCGACUAUUCAACUGGCGAACCCGUUUGCAAGCCAGCUCCGUUUGUGAUAUAUCUGCAGUGGCUGCAGUAUUUCCUCUACGAGACCAACCAGCCCGUCGACAUUACCAAAGUCACAACGGCCGAGCUGGCGCGGCUGCUGAAAAAAAGCCGGCAGCUAUACGAUUCGGCUAUUCGCACCGCCGACCCCGACCUGUCCGGCCUGCGCAAGGCCGGCGGCAAGCUGCUCAUAUGGCACGGGCUAUCUGAUACCGUUAUACCCUUCAACCAAACUCGGCGCUAUUACGAGGAAGUUGCGGCAUUCGACCACAAGCACGCGGACGAGUACCUACGUUAUUUUGAAGCACCCGGUGUCGAUCACUGCGGCCAAGGCCCAGGAGGGCUGUUCCCCCAUACCGUGUUCCAGGCGCUGAAAGGCUGGGUCGAGGAGGGCAAGAAGCCAGACAUGCUUCUGGCUCAGACAGAGCCCGACGCGGAUGGUCUUCUGUGGGAACGUGUGCUAUGUAGCCAUCCUAAGCGUGCCAAGUACGACGGGAAGGGCGACACGCGAGCGGCAGCAAGCUACUCUUGCGAGUAGUCCACUGGCUGAGAAUGGCCGAGACACUGACAAGUUUGAUUGUGAAGACGUGGAUAUUACCCAAACGCCCCAGGGACCUUUCUGAUAGCUACAGGUCACCUUCAGGACUACUACUUAUCUGCCACUUUCUCAGGCACCUCCACAGGAACUGACACGGUCCCAACCGCUUCCGGGUGCAUCUCCUUGUUGACCGCAACCGCUUGUCUCCGACUCUUGUCAUAUCCAGACUGGCCAAGUCUUGUGUGCACCAGCUCCUCUGCAUUCUCGUUCGGCACAAUACCCAGCCUGGCCGCCUCCUUGGGCGUAAAUGUGGCCCAGUCGUCGUAGGGGUCAAACUCACCCGAACCGGGCGGGGGAAACAACAUGUUCACGAUCAAGAAGAGGGUAAACGAGAUGCUGAGGCCAAUGAAAAAAGCAGCGUAGUACAGCUGAAAUAGGGCAUCCGGGGCGUUUGAGUACCCGCCGACGGUUGCGACGAGGCCGCCGAUGGUGGGGAUCCAUCCGGCAACCCAGCAGGGGAUGACACGCGGGUUGAAGCCAUGCGUGAACCAGUAGUCGGAACCUCGUGGGCGGUAGAGGUGGCUCAGCUUGACCCGCUGGCGGCGCACGAAGAAGUAGUCGCAAAUCAUGACGCCCAGGAGCGGGGCGAGAAAGACGGAAAAGGACGACAGGACGUUGAUGAAGGUGGCGGCGCGGUUGAUGAGCUGCCACGGCUGCAGGACCCAGGCGGCGACGAACGUGAUGAUUGCGCCCCGGCGGAUAUCGACGUAGCGGGGGAAGACGCCGGCCAGGUCGAUGCCGCCGGCUACCGCGUUGCCGCACACGUUCUGGAAUAGGAUUGCAAAGGUGAAUGCGAGAGCGAGGAAGAAGACACCGGCACGAGAGCCCGACGAGCCGUUGCCGUCUGCAGGAAGUGGUUGAGCCGUUAGUAUAGACUGUUUGUCGCCGUUCGUGGUAGGUAGUCCGACUAAAUUCAAGCCACUCACUGUCUAUAAUAACCAACAUCAGGUCGGGAGGAUUC